This is a messenger RNA of Nicotiana attenuata, 1574 nucleotides long. Its product is annotated as eukaryotic initiation factor 4A-8. Gene Ontology annotation, biological process: cytoplasmic translational initiation. The coding region runs from base 90 to 1331 and encodes 413 amino acids. Gene Ontology annotation, cellular component: cytoplasmic stress granule. Lineage: Eukaryota; Viridiplantae; Streptophyta; Magnoliopsida; Solanales; Solanaceae. The record is from RefSeq and is a predicted model, not a curated record. Gene Ontology annotation, molecular function: ATP binding; RNA helicase activity; translation initiation factor activity. The transcript is spliced from 5 exons.
CUCAGACCCCAUCUUGAAAGCUCUAAAACAGAAAAUUUUCUGUUUAAUUUUCAGUUUUGCUAAAGUUAUUAUCGUCGUCAUUCCGAGUCAUGGCACGUUUGGCACCAGAUGGAGCUCAAUUUGAUGCCCGUCAAUAUGAUUCUAAGAUGAACGAUUUACUUGCCGCUGAUGGAAAAGAUUUCUUUACAUCAUAUGACGAAGUUUAUGACAGUUUUGAUGCUAUGAGUCUGCAAGAGAACCUUCUCAGGGGCAUUUAUGCCUAUGGUUUUGAGAAACCUUCUGCAAUUCAGCAAAGAGGUAUAGUUCCAUUUUGCAAGGGGCUUGACGUAAUUCAGCAGGCUCAAUCUGGCACAGGAAAGACAGCUACUUUUUGUUCUGGAAUUCUGCAACAGCUUGAUUAUGGUUUAGUUCAAUGCCAAGCAUUGGUGUUAGCACCUACUCGUGAACUUGCUCAACAGAUUGAGAAGGUGAUGCGAGCACUAGGUGACUACCUUGGGGUUAAGGUCCAUGCUUGCGUAGGUGGGACUAGUGUCAGGGAGGAUCAACGUAUUCUUGCGGCUGGUGUUCAUGUUGUUGUUGGCACCCCCGGACGUGUGUUUGACAUGUUGCGAAGACAGUCUCUCCGUCCUGAUUACCUCAGAAUGUUUGUGCUAGACGAGGCUGAUGAAAUGCUGUCACGUGGUUUUAAGGAUCAGAUAUAUGAUAUUUUUCAGAUGCUGCCUACCAAAGUUCAAGUCGGAGUGUUUUCUGCGACUAUGCCACCAGAAGCCCUUGACAUCACAAGAAAGUUCAUGAAUAAGCCCGUGAGAAUCUUGGUUAAACGCGAUGAAUUGACACUUGAGGGUAUCAAACAGUUCUAUGUUAAUGUUGAUAAGGAAGAGUGGAAGCUUGAGACACUGUGUGAUUUAUACGAGACUUUAGCGAUCACCCAGAGUGUCAUCUUUGUGAACACCAGGCGCAAGGUUGAUUGGUUAACAGACAAAAUGCGAAGCCGUGAUCACACAGUCUCAGCUACACAUGGAGAUAUGGACCAGAACACUAGGGACAUAAUCAUGCGCGAGUUUCGCUCUGGUUCUUCUCGUGUUCUUAUCACAACCGAUCUGUUGGCUCGUGGUAUUGAUGUACAACAAGUAUCACUUGUGAUCAACUAUGAUCUCCCGACUCAGCCGGAGAAUUAUCUCCAUCGUAUUGGAAGAAGUGGAAGGUUUGGAAGGAAAGGAGUUGCAAUCAACUUUGUGACAACAGAUGACGAAAGAAUGUUGUUCGAUAUUCAGAAGUUCUACAACGUGAUCAUCGAAGAACUCCCCUCAAAUGUUGCUGAUCUCCUCUGAAAAACUUAUGUUUGUGGCUGGAGCUUUAAGCAGAAAGAGUAAUUAGUGUCCACACCAUUCCAGCUUAUAGCAUAGAGUUAGUCUUUUAACUACCAUUAUUAUCUAGUGUCUAAGACAGAUCCGUGGCAUUAAUGCUGCUCCAAAUUUUGCAGUAGGUAAGGUCUUUUGUUUUCAUUUCCCAAUUCUUAAACUUCUUUGGCAUUUUGUUGUUUAUUUGAGUUCUUAAUUUUGUGUUCUUGCUUC